This is a messenger RNA of Pneumocystis murina B123, 1234 nucleotides long. RefSeq lists its product as hypothetical. Gene Ontology annotation, cellular component: Cdc73/Paf1 complex. The record is from RefSeq and is a predicted model, not a curated record. The transcript has 5 exons. Lineage: Eukaryota; Fungi; Ascomycota; Pneumocystomycetes; Pneumocystales; Pneumocystaceae. Gene Ontology annotation, molecular function: RNA polymerase II complex binding; chromatin binding. Bases 1 to 1140 code for a protein of 379 amino acids. Gene Ontology annotation, biological process: transcription elongation by RNA polymerase II.
AUGACCUCAAGACGUCAGGAUUAUAUUUUUCGUGUAAGAUAUCAAAAUAAGCUUCCAUUACCUCCGUUCUUUCCAAAAAUGCUUAACAUACCUAUUCCCCUGAAUAACUACACAAAAACAUCAUAUCUAUCAAGCCUUAUCCAAGAACAACCUAUUGAUAUAGAGUUGGAUUCAGAAUUAGGAAUACCUUUGGAUUUAAGUAUGAUUUCGAAUGUUUUUGAAGGAAUAUAUGAUAAUAUGCAUGGAAAUCCAAAAAAUGUGGAAUUAGAUCCCAAAGAUCUUGUAUUAUUAAAAGAAAUUUCUUCUAUACCUCAACGAAAUUCUACAGGUGUAUCCUUUCUACGACGGACAGAAUAUAUUUCAUCAGAAAGUGUAAAAACAGCGAUCAAGCCGAAGACUUUCGAUUCACGGUUUAUAAAAUCAAUAGAUUCAACGAACGAAAAACUUGAAGAUCCAAAAAAACAAGUUAUAGCAAUUGAAACAACGUUUAAAGAGGCAUCUAAGGAUUGGUUAUCUUUUAAACACCCACAUAAAAAGAAUUUGACUGUAGUUGAUUCAUUUCCUAUAUUUCCUGAUAUAAAUAUUUCGGAUCAACAAUUUUUAUUAAUGAAAUUCACAACAGAUCCUGAACAAAAUAAUUUUUCAUCAGAAAUGUCAAACGAUUGCCGCUCAGAUUUGGCAUUAUUCAUGCCAGUCUCUGGAAGGGGAGAAGAAUGGUUGGCAUAUUAUUUGCCUGAACAGAAAUCGUAUAAUGAAUUAAAAAAAACGCUCAAAGAUCAGAAUUCUGAAAAGAACGAGACGCCUUUUAUAUAUAAUCAUGUUCAUGAUUAUGAUACAACCAUGCAUAUUAAUUCAACACCUCUAGAUGAAAUUGCACUUGUCUUUCGUAAUGAUCCAAAAACUAAACUGAAAUCUGCAUUCUAUUCACCUAUUUAUGCGAAAUCCACUUUAAAAAGGAGACGAUUAAAAAUUCCAAAUGGAAUGGUUAAAAACUUGAAUGUUUCAAAUAUAGAAUUAAAACUUCGACCUUUAAAUGAAGAGGAAAGUAGAGAAAAGAAAAAGCACUGUUCUAUGCUUGAUAUACACAAUUGUUUUAAUGCUAAUGAAUUAAAAGAAGAAAAAGAUAUAAACAUAACAUAAUGUGCUGAAUUAAAAACACAAACUAAACCAUUUAUCUCGAUUAUUAUAUACGUAUAUUAGAUAAAAAACAAAUAUUUAAUAAAAUCCAGCAGGA